AUGCCUCCAAAAGCCCAAGAAGCAGAUGACAAGCGCCAAGCCGCGCGCGAAGUCAUCGAUAUCCUCCAGGAGAUCUCCGAUCUACUCAACACUCAUCUCGACCGAACAGAGCUGUCGCUUUGCGUCUCUCUUAUUGAAAAUGGAGUUAAUCCUGAUGCCUUGGCGACUGUUAUCAAGGAUCUUCGAAAGGAGACUGGUUCUUCCAGGCGCGUGACCAAUGCUCCUGCAGUGGAAUGA
Messenger RNA from Penicillium soppii, 237 nucleotides. Its product is annotated as mitotic-spindle organizing protein 1. The transcript has 3 exons. The record is from RefSeq and is a predicted model, not a curated record. NCBI's taxonomy places the organism in Eukaryota, Fungi, Ascomycota, Eurotiomycetes, Eurotiales, Aspergillaceae. The coding region runs from base 1 to 237 and encodes 78 amino acids. Gene Ontology annotation, cellular component: interphase microtubule organizing center; spindle; gamma-tubulin ring complex. Gene Ontology annotation, biological process: microtubule nucleation by interphase microtubule organizing center; gamma-tubulin complex localization; mitotic spindle assembly.